Cylicocyclus nassatus is the source of this 636-nucleotide messenger RNA. NCBI's taxonomy places the organism in Eukaryota, Metazoa, Nematoda, Chromadorea, Rhabditida, Strongylidae. The record is from the annotation of a GenBank genome assembly.
UCAUUCUCACCGUCGGUCUAUUGUGGUUGAACUUCGAGGACACCUCGAGCAUAUUCUAUCCAAUAGCAGAACAUUGUGAUGAUUUCUACUUGCGUAUCAACAGCAUCCUCAUUCGACGAACAGAUGAUGCAAGAAGUGUUGGAUCAAGCAAUCGAGGACACAUGCCGAAAUUUUGGUCUGCUCUCCCCAUACAAUAAUGAUCUCAAUCGAGGAGACCAGGAAGUACAAAAUUCAGAACAGAAUCUGAAAGUGUUGAACACCAUAGAAGAUUUGACGGUUGACGAGGACUGUGGAAUAACAUAUGACGGAAUGAUCUGCAAAGAGAGAGCGAAAAAGUUCCCGACGUCCUACUAUCACGUCGAAGAGAUGAAUAAAGGACCGGUCGAUUACGCUCCUCGCCUGGCAAAAAUUCCAUCGCAGUAUCAACUUGAGUCGUUGAGUGAGGUGUACAUGUGCGAUUAUCCUUCAAUGAACAAAUGCGGUGACAUACCACAUAAAGGAGAAUCAGAGGUUGAUGCACCUUCAUUAAACAUUCCACCAGAUCUGCGUAUUGCCCCAGCAACAACUAAUAUUUGCCAAGUGUUUUCGCAAUAUGUGUGCGAGAUGUUGUACUAGACAUCUAUGUUUUUGAGCGUU